GUCCACGGGGACGCUGGACACUACUGGCACGGGAUGCACUGUGCUGCAGUGCUGGGUGCUGCACGGGCAGCCUCCACUGCUCCUCUCCUCUGGGCUCGGCUCCUGCGGAUGGCAAGGCGCACCAUGGCCACCAGCCCGCUCUGCGUCCCCCCGCCCCAGGGGCUGCUCCGGCCCCUGGCCGUGCCAGAGAGGCUGCUGCUUGGGCCAGGGCCCAGCAAUGUGCCCCCCCGCAUCCUGGCUGCAGGCAGCCAGCAGCUCCUGGGCCACAUGCACCCUGAGGUGCUGCAGGUGAUGGACGAGAUCAAGGCGGGCAUCCAGUACGCCUUCCAGACACAGAACCGGCUGACCCUGGCCAUCAGUGGCACCGGCCACUGUGCCAUGGAAGCUGCCCUCCUCAACCUCCUGGAGCAUGGUGACACCGCGCUGGUGGCCGUCAACGGCAUCUGGGGACAACGUGCUGCCGACAUCACCAGGAGGCUGGGAGCCAAUGUCCAUGAGCUGCUGAAGCCCCCAGGCGAGUACUUCACUCCGUGGGACAUCGAGGAGGGCCUGGCACGGCACAAGCCCUCAGUGUUCUUCAUCACCCACGGGGAGUCCUCCACGGGGGUGCUACAGCCGCUGGAGGGGCUGGGCAAGUUGUGUCACCGGCAUGGCUGCCUGCUGCUCGUGGACGCGGUGGCAUCCCUUGGGGGAUCCCCCAUCUUCAUGGACCAGCAGGAGAUUGACGUCCUAUACUCGGGGUCUCAGAAGGUCCUCAACGCCCCCCCCGGCAGUGCCCCCAUCUCGUUCAGUGAGGGAGCCAGGGAGAAGAUGCUGAGGAGGAAGACAAAGCCCCUGUCCUUCUACCUGGACAUGGGCUGGCUGGGAAACUACUGGGGCUGUGAUGGGGAGCCGCGAAGGUACCACCAUACAGCACCAAUCAACAGCUUCUUCAGCCUGCGGGAAGGCUUGGCCAUGCUGGCAGAGCUGGGUCUGGAGAGCUCUUGGGAGUGCCACCGGGCUAACUGUGCCAAGCUGUGCCAGGGGCUGCGUGACCUGGGGCUUGAGCUCUUCGUGAAGGAGGAGAAGGUGAGACUUCCCACCGUCACCACCGUCAGGGUGCCUGAGGGCUACAACUGGAAGGACAUUGUAGCCUUUCUCAUGGACAACCACGCCAUUGAGAUCGCCGGGGGCCUGGGUGCCUCGGUGGGCCAGGUCCUGCGAAUCGGCCUCAUGGGCUGCAACUCGACCAGCAGCAACGUGGACCGUGUGCUGAGCGCCCUGCGAGACGCCCUCCGGUGCUGCCAACGCAGCAGGCUCUGAGCACCCCUGCAAAGGGGGGUUCCGGAUGAGGCGGUGUGGCGCUCCCCCCCAUGCCCGGCUGCAGGCAGCUGGCAGGCAGAGGGGCUCCCCUACCUCUCCCGGAUACUGCCAGGAAACACUGCAACACCCAGCAACCCGAGCCAGAGCAGGAAGGAGAAGCUGGAAGAGCGGGGGACAUCGAGGUGAGGGCUGCAGCUCUGCAAACAAGGGACAUGGCUCAAAACCCCUUCUCCCAGUCCCCGCGCAGGGUCACUCCUCACCCUGAUGGCCUGACCCCCCAGCUCCUCCCUUUCCCCUGGCCCCGGGGCAUGACAGCCCCACUGCAAGCUGACAAGAGGGCUCAAUGUAGGAUCUGACCACAGGUCCUUUCCCCUCCCACCACCAUCACCCUCAGCCAUCCCUGCACCAGAGCCCAGCAGCACAGGGUGCCAGCCAUCCCCCCCCAGAUUAGGUAUCCUGGGAUGAAACACCCGCCCCAGCGCCCGGCUCUACUAGGGGAGCUGAGAGGCCGUGCAUCCCCACCCAGCUGCAGCAGACAUGCACUCGCUCCCCGGUACCAUCUUUCCUCAAUAAAGCAACUUGGCAGCA
Harpia harpyja (harpy eagle) is the source of this 1890-nucleotide messenger RNA. RefSeq names its product alanine--glyoxylate aminotransferase (gene AGXT). Gene Ontology annotation, molecular function: L-serine:pyruvate transaminase activity; L-alanine:glyoxylate transaminase activity. NCBI's taxonomy places the organism in Eukaryota, Metazoa, Chordata, Aves, Accipitriformes, Accipitridae. The transcript has 11 exons. The record is from RefSeq and is a predicted model, not a curated record. Gene Ontology annotation, cellular component: peroxisome. The coding region runs from base 34 to 1302 and encodes 422 amino acids.